Molecule: messenger RNA, 1017 nt
Organism: Sugiyamaella lignohabitans
Lineage: Eukaryota; Fungi; Ascomycota; Dipodascomycetes; Dipodascales; Trichomonascaceae
Gene: CRD1
Product: cardiolipin synthase
Exons: 1
Coding region: 1-1017 (338 amino acids)
Biological process (GO): cardiolipin biosynthetic process
Cellular component (GO): membrane; mitochondrion
Molecular function (GO): cardiolipin synthase activity
Source: RefSeq, a predicted model, not a curated record
AUGAGUUUGAUUCGUGAUGCCGGUCUUCUGUGGAAGCUCCAGAGACUGUCGCCUUCGUACAAUGUCCUCGGUAAAUCGAGUACGACGAUAAAAUCACUCGGUCUCCACGCCAGAGGUCUCGCUAGUGUGAGGGCUCCAGCGUCGUCGACUUCGGUUUUAGCGAGACGGGAGUUAUCAGUCAAAGAUUUCAGAAACCAUUUAACAUACAACCAAUUGGUACGGCGGCUUUCGAACAGUCGAUUGGUAUCAGAAGAACAGAGAGAGAAAACUAAACCCAUUGCCACACCAGCACCUGCUUCUGCUGCUAACACCACCACAUCCAAAAAUGCAUCAUCAACGACAUCUACAUCCACGGAAACAGCAGAGAUCCCUGUUACAAAACCAAAGAAGCCACUGAAAGAAGACAUAUGGACAAUUCCUAAUAUACUGACAUUGUCAAGACUGGCGGCGGCACCGGUCAUUGGAUAUUUGAUUGUCGACGGCCAGCCAUUCUGGGCCCUGUCGCUCGUUGUAUACUCAGGCAUUACAGACCUUUUGGAUGGAUAUAUUGCAAGAAGAUUCAAAAUGCAGAGUGUAGUAGGUUCUGUUAUUGAUCCUCUCGCCGACAAAGCUUUGAUGAUGACGCUUGCGACAUGUUUAGGAGUGUCUGGUGAUAUCCCCAUGGCCAUGGCAGUCAUCAUCUUGGGUCGCGAUAUCCUACUGGGUCUGUCGGCAUUCUACUACAGAUACAUCUCACUACCACCGCCAAUCACAUUCAAACGGUACUGGGACUUCUCCAUCCCGUCAGCAGAAGUCCAUCCCACCACGAUAUCCAAAUACAACACGUUCUUCCAAAUGGUCUACCUCGGCUCUAGCCUCAUCUACCCGGUCAUUGCACCGUCUCUCCAAACAGCGGCCGCUGACAACCUCGGUCUCGGGCUCACUGCCAUGGGCUACCUCGUGGCCACCACCACCAUCUGGAGCGGCCUCUCAUACGUGUUCUCGAAAUCCGCUGUCAAAAUCAUCAAACAGCGGUGA